AGACUGACUGACUGUUCAGUUCAGUCUCUUCAUUCGUCAAAACUCUUCUUCUUCUUCCACAAGUUAAAGUAUUUCAGGCUUGAAGUUCAAAAACACAGUAAGAAAAUGGUUGAUUCUUCAAGAAAAGAUACUAGGGUUGAGGUUCGGAGAACUGGCCAAGGCUUCAAGAACGCCUGGUAUCCGGCCACCAUUGUUACUCCUCGUUCUCACUCACCAAAGAAGAGGAAGCGUAACAAAAACGACGAACAAGGCUCCAUCGUCGUCGUAAAAUAUCAAAGCAUCUUUACCGACGCCGCCAAAAAGAGACGCCUCGUUGAAAAGCUCGACCGUGCUUUUAUCAGGCCGGCGCCACCUUCCCACACAGAGCCGGAACUUGAUAAGCCAUUUGAGCCAAACGACGUCGUUGAUGCCUUAAACGACGGCGUCUGGUGGACUGGUGUCCUCCUCCGCGUCGAUGACGACAACUGCACUGUUUUCUUCAAGGACUCUCCUGAUCUGAAGGACUUCCACCUCUCACAGCUCCGACCUCACUGGGAUUGGGUGGAAGAAAAAUGGAGUCCGUCACAAAAGCAGGAAAUACAAUACUCAAAAUUCAAACCAGGAACACCAGUAGAAGUGCAUCAUAAGACCAAUAAUACGGGGGUUACAUGGAUCCCAGCUACUGUGAUUGGGGAAAAGGGUACAGAUUCUGUUGUAGUGAGGUGUAAGAAGGAUAAAGCUGAGAAAAUUACUGUACAACUAGAGAUGUUUAGACCUGAGCCUCCUCAAUUGAGUAGUGACAAAGAUUUUCAGUUGAUGGAUAGGGUUGAUGCUUUCUGUGAUUUGGGUUGGUCAGUUGGAUCAAUCACUAAAGUUCUUAUACAAAGAAGGUACGCUGUUAAUUUUGGUACUAUGAGGGAGAGGAAUGAGGUGGUAUUCAAUCACUCUAAACUGCGGUUACACUUGGAAUGGGUUGAUGGACAAUGGAUUACCAAUUCAGGGGAGGUUGUAACCCCACCCACUCAACAACUUCAAACUCACCAAGUAUGUGAUACAGCCACAAACAUUGAUUCACCACCUACCUUAGAUGAAAGCUCUGGUUCUGAACUCAAUGUGACUGAAAAACAAACACCUUGUUCAACCAACAAGGAUGAUGCUCAAAUGAAAGAGCUGCAACAACCCUCAGCUACUGCUACGAAUGUUGAUGGGGCCAAUUCGCCGAAAGUAAAUGGCAAUGUACAAGAAGCUGAAAAUUCAAACGUGUUCGUGGAGCCUCAUGGUGAUGAGUAUGACAUUUCUGUUCUGCUAUCUUUUGAGGAGGGUGAUCAAAAUCCAAACGGUAUAAUAGAGAAGAGGGGAGAACACUCUGAAUUACAAGCUGCAAACUCUCAAGAUAACAAUGAGGAAAGAAACACUCCUUUUGUGAAAAGAUCAAAAGUUUGGAAAUUAGUGGAAUCAUUGGAAGUCUUCCAAAAACUGCCACAGAAGCCUCAUUUUCAUCCUUUGUUGAAAGAGGAAGGCGAUGAAAUUGAACGUGAAGCAUUAGCUUUGAGUUAUAUGGUUAAGUUUGCCUUUUUGAUUGAGAAGAUCUUCAAUUUAGGAGAAGAUGGUAGUAUGGCUGAUGUUGAUUUCGUACUCACACAAUUGACUGAAAUGGAGAAGAUGGGAUUUGAUGUGAAGAUAGUAAAGAAUAAUCUGAAUGAGUGGAGAAGGAAGAAAGUUGAGUUGGAAGAAGUGAAAGCUCAAAUAGCUUUGCAUACUGAUAAAAAGGCUAAAAUUGAUGAGGAGCUGAAGAUAAUUGAAGAGAAACGAUCAUCGCUUAUGUCUGCAAGUGCUCAUGAAGCUUCCCAAGUGAGCAAGUGGAUUGGAGAAGCCGACAUGAUCAAUGAAGCUAUUAAUGCUAUAAUGGAGAGCUCUUAAAAAUACCACCAUGAUCAAUGAAGCUAUUUUUUAUAUAAUGCAGAGUUUAAAAGUCCUGUCCAUUCCUUUUAGUUAAUCUUGGAGACUGGUAAAAAUCGUCUAUAUUUUGUUUCAACUGUUGAAAGCUGGUUAGAUUGUGUUUAUGCGAAUCUUUUGGUGUUCUGUCUUGGUGUACUAAUUAGUUAAGGCUGGCUCCAAGUAUUUUCAUGAACAAGUUUUAGAUUAUGCUUCUUUCUUUUCAA
Messenger RNA from Humulus lupulus (European hop), 2141 nucleotides. RefSeq names its product DUF724 domain-containing protein 7-like. The transcript is spliced from 6 exons. The record is from RefSeq and is a predicted model, not a curated record. NCBI's taxonomy places the organism in Eukaryota, Viridiplantae, Streptophyta, Magnoliopsida, Rosales, Cannabaceae. The coding region runs from base 106 to 1899 and encodes 597 amino acids.